AUUGAUGACCGUGUGCCUUCAGCGUCUAUGACUCCAUGCACACGGCCUGCCUGCAGAACAGAGUCACACAUCAGGAACGACCACUCAGAGAGAAUCUGCUUCUGGUUCAGAGCUCAAGAUGUUCCCAUGGCGAUGGCUGGCUCUGCUGGCUCUCAUCCCGCUUGCCCUGAGCGCCAAUGCGGGGGUCAAGGUCAAACUGACACAGAAAGGACUUGAUUUCGGCAGAGAACUUUUUGUGGCAUCUCUGCAGGAGAAACUGAUGACCGUCAAGGUGCCAGAUAUCUCGGGGACAGAGCGGGUAGAUCCCAUCGGCAAGGUGCACUACAGUUUGACCGAAAUGAGUAUUGUGAAGCUGGGUCUACCCAGCUCGGCAAUAGGUCUGGUGCCAGGGACGGGCUUCACCCUGACCAUCACUAACGCCUUUCUCAGCCUCCAUGGGAGGUGGAGGGUGAAGUACUUGAGAUUCAUAAAGGACAGAGGCUCCUUCGACCUGGCCAUCAAGUCCCUGAGCAUCACCACCAGUAUCUCCCUCCGCAGCGACGAGACGGGCCGCCCGGCCGUGGCGGUGGCCAGCUGCGCCACCACACUGGGGGGGGUUAGCAUCAAGUUCCACGGAGGUGCCAGCUGGCUGUACAAUCUUUUCACCCGCUUUAUUGAAAAAGGAUUGUGCAGCUCAUUGCAGAAACAGAUAUGCCCUCUGGUGGCAGAAUCGGUAUCUAGCAUGAACCAAUUCCUGAAGACCCUCAACGUUCUGGCCCCGUUGGACCGCUAUGCAGAGAUUGCGUAUCCCAUGGUGUCCUCCCCGGAGAUUUCAAACUCCUCCAUAGGAUUAAACCUGAAGGGUGAGUUCUACAACAUCGGCCACCACAUGGAGCCCCCCUUCUCCCCCGCUCCCUUCUUCCUCCCCAACCAGGAGCAGAGCAUGCUCUACAUCGGCCUGUCCGUCUUCACCGCCAACUCCGCCAGCUUUGUGUAUAACAAGGCCGGCACCCUGAGCCUCAACAUCACCGAUGACAUGAUUCCUCCAAGUUCUCCUUUUCGUCUGACCACCAGAACGUUUGGAGCGUUCAUUCCACAGAUCGCCAAGCUGUUCCCAGGUCUGAUGAUGGUGCUCCAGUUGAAUAUGGCGAAGGAUCCCCUCUUCAACAUAGAGGCCAACAAUGUGACUGUGGACGCCAUCAGCUCCCUGACAGCCUACGCCAUCCUCGCUAACACCUCUCUCGCCCCCCUUUUCGUGCUCAACGUGGAUUCUAGUGUCGGCGCACGUGUCAACGUGGUCGGGAAUAAACUGGCGGGAGCGGUCAACUUAAACAAGUUGGACAUGUCCCUGGGGAAAAGCUAUGUUGGGGACUUCCAGGUCGGACCCCUUCAUAACAUCUUCCAAAUUGUCCUGAAAGUGGCGGUGUUACCCAGAGUUAACGUGAGACUAAAGGAGGGCUUUCCUCUACCCAGCCUGGGGAAAAUCAACCUGACAAACACCCAGCUGCAAGUCCUGAAGGGCUACAUACUGAUCGGGACAGACCUCCAGAUUUCAGGAUGAAAGUUCCUGAAAACCAACAGAUCACUCCAGACAUCUGUCCGAGAACAAGGCAGAAAUUAAACCUUGAAUUCACAUUUUCUUCUGGGGUCAAUAGGCAUACCAUUUUAAGUUAGUAAUCACUUUCCUUGAUAUGGUUUGAGGGCUUGUUUAAAUUAUGACACAAAUUUGUAGUUUUCUAUGUUUUUUUAAUGCACACCGUAAACAUAGACAUUCAUGCAUAAACAUAAACACCAACAAAAGCAUUUUUCCUUUAAAUGUAUGAAUGCUUCAAUAAGAAAACAUUAAAUACAUUUGCUUUCAACAAUACUUUUUGUCCUAGAUGGCUACAUCUUGUGUGGAUAUUAGGGUUCUAGAAGCUUCUGUGUCGAGCUGGCCAAUCAGAUUAUCCUGUUGUACUGGUUGGUCACUUAUGCCGCUUUUCCACUGCAUGGUACCAGCUCGACACGACUCGACUCAGCUCGCAUUUUUUGCGUUUCCACCGCGAAAACAUGGUAUCUGGUACCUGAAGUGGCUGCUUUUUUUAGUACCGCCUCGCUCUAGGUUCCAAGCGAGCUGAGCCGAUGCUAAAAGGUGACGUCGGCAGACGGCCGGCCACUGAUUGGCCAGAGAGUGUGACGAAGUCACGAGAGCGACAUGGCAACCAUGCUGGUAACAGCCAUAGCAGCGCCGCAGCCAACAUAUUCCACUUCUUCAACUUCUUCAACAUGCCAGCUAAUAAUAGUAAUGUUAUCGAUGUCCUCCAUUGUUGUUAUGUGGGUUCUGUCCGUGGGUUGCGUAGGUGUUGUUUGCGUCGCGUACAAAAAUACGUCACGGCCCUUUCGCGCAGCCGACCCCGCCCACGUCCAGGAGGUACUAUUUGCGGUGGAAAACGACCCAUGCUGCUACCGUGUCGAGUCGAGCUACAUGUGCGAUGGAAAAGCGGCAUGAGAGAACCGAGGCUCAGAGCACGCCCCCGCAGACUCUGGGAGUUUGCCGACGUUAUCUAGAAAGGGCCAGGCACAAAAGACAAAACACUAGCAAUUACAAACAAGUGCCAUCUAAUUAUAACCUACAUUAACAGUCAAAAGAGACAUUUAAUAGUUACGUACAGUCUCAAAUUAAAAAAAUGUUGUCAAGAAGAGAAUAUCAAGCAUGUUUUAGUUCUAUUGCAAUGAACCCGAGAGCGAAGCACACCUUCCCUAGUACGUAGUCUCCAGCUUUGGCCUCGGCCAUACAAAUUCAAUUCAUUUUAUUUGUAUAGCCCUUAAUCACCAUUACAGUCUCAAAUACCAGAGUCCAGAGAACUGUCCCUCCCCUCCCGGAGGAAAAUCACCUUCACGUUCCCGUCGCUCCUGCCACACAAGUCCUGGGCCGAUCUCUUACUAGCCUGAAAAAAGAUACAAACAUCGGCUAACACCAGAUGUCGGCAUGAAUAUGGCGGAUAAUAACUUUUUUAGUGGUAUUUUAUCAAGAAAUAGCAACAAGUCCGCAAAAUUUUACGACCGUAUAGGUCGUUUGUACUGCCACGGAUUACGACCCACUGGAGCGUAUCAAGCGCCUCUACAGGUCGCGGGAGGUAUGUAUGCCACAUAUAUGACCAACAGGGCAUUUGGUGAAAUUGUUACGUAGCCAUAUUGAUCGUUAUUAUCUGAAUGGGAAAUAAUAAUAAUAAUAAUAAAUUCAAUUUAUAUAGCGCCUUUCAAGGUACCCAAGGUCGCUUAAUGCAAUAUUUUAGGACAGAUACACCAUUAAACGUGUUUCUAAUGACAUUUCUAGCGAGAAAUGUACAUUUUCCUUGCAUAAUCUUCACUCAGUGAAUGUGUAUGAUCUUUAUUAAUCUUUAUUAUCUGAAUGGGAAAUGCAAUAUUUUAGGAUCGAUUCACCGUUAAACGUGUUUCUAAUAACAUUUCUAGCGAGAAAUAUACUUUUUACUUGCAUAAUCUUCAGUCAGUGAUUGUGUCUGAUCUUUAGUUUUAUAGUUAUUAGGAAGAUUUAAUCGGCUCGCUCGCAUGUUUCAACGACGUCAGGUUGCGAGGGACGCUGCUUUCGCUAAACUAGCAGCUCACGUGUUUCCUGUGUUUGUGUUAUUAAACCGUUACUUUAUGUAACUUUUAAUGAUAUUGUAAUAACCACAGGCGAGGUAUUGAGCGAAGUAAGCUUGAUAGCAGGUUUAUUGGAUUCCACAAUCGGACAGGCAGGCACAGCUCCACCGGAAAACUACAACAACCAAAACUCCCGCCCGGAGGGAAACCCCCGGAACCCCCUCUCAGAAGGCCCGCCCCUUCCUCCCAAACCCUGUGACGUGAAACACGUUUAUCUGAGAGCCAACCCAGUCGCAUUUCAACAUGAAAUAGCGUGUUAGCGCGCACACGCACACACACACACACACACACACACACAGCAUUUCGCUGCUAAAACAACAACUUGGGCUGCUUCUAGGACAUUUUGGGUGGAUUUGGAACGGUAUGUGGGCAGGACGAUUUUUGCAGGCAGGACCUGGCAACCCUGCGCUGUUGCCCGAGGUGCAGAAAUGCUCUGGAACAGAUCUGGAUCCACCAUGGCCAAAAUAAUUGUCAUGAAUAGCAUGAAUAGAUUCAUGCAUUAUCAUUCAACUUUAACAUGUGUUUUUACAGUAUAUAGUGGUGGAGGGAUGACGUAUGUUGGCCAACCAGGAAGUGAGCGUCGACCUGGGUUUCCCUUGACAAAAAGCCAACGGGUUUUUCCAUUGGAUUUUGGAUUAUUGCAGAAAAAUUAGCAUCUUUGAAGCACCUCCACAAAAACUGAAAAUAAAUAAAUAAAUAAAAAUAACUGUGCUCCAAAGAACGAAAUGUAAACCAAUGCAUUCUGAAUGGGAGUGUUUCUCCGAUUUUUCCAUGCUACACAGAACGAAAUGUAAACCCAUGCAAAUAAAGACUUCAUGGUCAUAAUAAUUUAAAUAUCAUUAUUCUCCUCAGUGUGUAGGGUGGUAUUCUAUUUUUUUCAACGGGGUUGCAUCCAGUCACUUGACCGUCAUGGUUGCUAUGGUGGUUGCUAUCGACCCGCCCCUCUAAUCCUUACAUGGCUCUAAAAACCACGCGGCAAAGGAGCUGCCGUCCAUUGUGUUGUUUUUGUCGUAAAAUAGGGUCCGAUGGUUAAAAAAUAGACAGAUAUUCCAAGGUAUCCUUAAAAGGCAGCUUGGUUGUUUUUAUUUUCUGCAGUUUAGACUUCUUCUAUAACCUAUUUUUGAAAGCAAAACACCAAGCUCAAUGAUUUAACGAGGCAGGGUUAUUUGAAACAAUUUAUUAAAUAUAUAUUUGCGAGAGGUCAUUCCUUCUCCUGAGUUUGCUUCCUAUUUAUGUCUAGUGUACAACCCUACUGUCCACAAGCAUCAC
This is a messenger RNA of Gadus chalcogrammus (walleye pollock), 4890 nucleotides long. RefSeq names its product bactericidal permeability-increasing protein-like. Gene Ontology annotation, molecular function: lipid binding. The coding region runs from base 119 to 1540 and encodes 473 amino acids. The transcript is spliced from 16 exons. Lineage: Eukaryota; Metazoa; Chordata; Actinopteri; Gadiformes; Gadidae. The record is from RefSeq and is a predicted model, not a curated record.